CAUAUGGUGUUUUUGUGUUAGUGAAAAGGAAAGAUUUUGUUUUGAGCAUUGUUUUUUGGCUCAAAUAUGAGGUGGGUUUGAGUUAUUUUUGGCUGUUUUGGGUUUUCAAGUAUGGUUUUUGAGUGCAGUUAUAUGAUCUGUGGGGUGUUAGAAAGCAAAGAGAGGAGUUGGUUUUGGGAGCAUAACCAUUUGAAGAUGUCUUGGGUUCAUCACUAUCAUCAAAUCAAGCAAAAAGAUGGUUACUUACGAUAUCAACCUCCUCUUCCUCCAUCUCCUUAUACUGCGACUACUUUUCAUAAAGAUUCAAACCCUUCACCAUCAUUUUCUGGUACUAGAAUUAGUCCUGCAGUACUUCUAAUUAUAGUAAUCUUGGCUGUACUAUUUUUCCUCUCUGGUCUCCUACAUCUGCUUGUUAGAUUCCUUAUAAAGCAUCCAUCUUCAUCUACAUCUUCUCAAUCUAAUAGAUACCCUGAAAUGUCUAACUCUGAUGCCCUUCAAAGGCAGCUACAACAACUGUUUCAUCUUCAUGAUUCUGGUUUAGAUCAAGCUUUUAUUGAUGCUUUUCCUGUUUUCCAAUACAGAGAAAUAGUUGGUCUGAAAGAGCCUUUUGACUGUGCUGUUUGUUUAUGUGAAUUUUCUGAGAAAGAUAAGCUGAGAUUGCUUCCUAACUGUGGCCAUGCUUUUCAUAUAAAUUGUAUAGACAUUUGGCUGUUGUCAAACUCAACAUGCCCUCUUUGUAGAGGGAGUCUUUUCGGUCCUGGGUUUUCAAUGGAGAAUCCAAUUUUUUAUUUUGAUGACAUAAGGGAAGAUGAUGGAUGUGCUGGUAUUGGGGAAAAUGGAUAUACUCCUGGUCAGAAAAUAGUGGAAAUGGAAGAAAUUGUGGUAGACAAAGGGGUUUUGCCCGUGAGGCUAGGUAAAUUCAGGAGGCUAAAUGAUGGACCAGGGGAUGCAGGAGGAGAAACCAGUAGCAGCAAUUUAGAUGCAAGAAGGUGUUUUUCUAUGGGUUCAUAUCAGUAUGUGCUAGGUGAUUCAGAUCUUAGGGUUGCCCUUGCUAAUGAACGUAGCGGUGGCCAUGAUAUUAAGCUAUCAAAAGGUUUGGAGCAGAAUGGGAAUUCUUCAGUUGAAAGGGAUGCAGAAGGGAAAAAGAUUAGUAGUGUGACUAAAGGGGAGAGCUUUUCUGUUUCCAAGAUCUGGCUUUGGUCUAAGAAAGGCAAAAUUUCGACUUCUUCUCUUAAUACAGACUAUCCAUGGUUGGAGAAAACACAAGGAAAAUGAAAGGUAAUUUGGUAGUUUCUUGUUUAGUCAUUAUUCAAUUCUUCUGCUUAGCUCCUCUUUUUGAAAAUCUUUUGAGAUGCUAAUUUGAAGAUUGUGAUGAUUGGCUGUGACAUACUAUUGUUCUGAAACCUGAUAGUCUAAAAUUACUUACAGAGGUAAUCUCCUGUUGUUUGGAGACAGACAGACUAUAUAUUGCUGUUGACUGUUUGCCUUCUUGUUCUAUUUGGGCUACUGAACUCAUGAUGUCUUAUUUCCGUGAAAGAAGGUGUUCAUACAAUAUGUUCCAUGCUUUUGCACAUCUCAAGCAAUCUAAUCCAUGUGAUUCAUCUAUCUCAUGUUGAAGGGCAUGAAUAGAAAUGUUGCUGCUCAGCAAUCUAAUCCAUCUGUUUGUAUUUAGUUACAACACUAUUUAAAAUCAUGUUUAAUGGUUAGUUGAUUUUGACUUUAUUGUUGGGUACAAAGGAAGUCACAGCUUAGGGACAAGAGAAAGGGCUGCAAAUGCUGGGAUUUGAAUCCCAGAUCUGCUCAAUACCAUCUCUUAAA
Molecule: messenger RNA, 1818 nt
Organism: Durio zibethinus
Lineage: Eukaryota; Viridiplantae; Streptophyta; Magnoliopsida; Malvales; Malvaceae
Source: RefSeq, a predicted model, not a curated record